Cylindrotheca closterium is the source of this 624-nucleotide messenger RNA. The record is from the annotation of a GenBank genome assembly. Lineage: Eukaryota; Bacillariophyta; Bacillariophyceae; Bacillariales; Bacillariaceae.
AUGAAAGCAGGAAUCUCGGUCUCCAUCUUCACUCUUCUGACAUCAUUCCUCUCCUCCGAUGUUUCCGCCCAACUCCCUAGCCAAGACGAUGAACAAAAUUUGAGUACCCUCUUGCACUCUAAGACGCAAGCAUGCAAUGAAAACGGCAUGGUCUCCGCUUGGUGUGACUCUUCCAUGUCGGCCGUGGAAUGUUUGAUUCAUCCCGAAUCCAACGUCUACGCUUGCAUGUGCACGGAUCCAUCCUCUUGUCCUGACGAGUGCAUCGAAACGACCGACGGAGACGAAAAUUCCCGUCUCGUCAAAAAGAGUCACCAUGGAAUCAUGUGCCAUGGCAUUCCCCAAGACGAACCUAACUAUGUACUAAAACACUCUGCCGAUCAACUUCCAUCUCUUCAUCACUGCGAGAACAACGCCCUCGUUGCGAACUGGUGCAAUGAAGUGGAUUUUCCAGGAGUCAGUUGCUUGGUUCUGCCCGCUUUGGACGAGUAUGUCUGUACCUGCAUUGGGCGAACUGCUGCUUGUCCUAGCGAGUGCGUAAAUGGUGAAACGGCAGAUCGCAAAACCCACAAUGCGAUUCGCUGUCGCGGAAUUCCCGUCGAUAGUCCAAAUUAUAUUUUGGAAUAA